Molecule: messenger RNA, 1713 nt
Organism: Orycteropus afer afer
Lineage: Eukaryota; Metazoa; Chordata; Mammalia; Tubulidentata; Orycteropodidae
Gene: CYBB
Product: cytochrome b-245 heavy chain
Exons: 13
Coding region: 1-1713 (570 amino acids)
Biological process (GO): superoxide anion generation; defense response
Cellular component (GO): plasma membrane; NADPH oxidase complex
Molecular function (GO): superoxide-generating NAD(P)H oxidase activity
Source: RefSeq, a predicted model, not a curated record
AUGGGGAACUGGGCUGUGAAUGAGGGGCUUUCCAUCUUUGUCAUUCUGGUAUGGCUGGGGAUGAAUGCCUUCCUCUUUGCCUAUUACUACCACUAUUACGAUACUGAUAAGAGGUUCUUCUAUACUCGAAAGCUUCUUGGGUCAGCACUGGCAUUGGCUCGGGCCCCUGCAGCCUGCCUGAAUUUCAACUGCAUGCUGAUUCUGCUGCCGGUCUGUCGAAAUCUGCUCUCCUUCCUCAGGGGCUCCAGUGCGUGCUGCUCAACAAGAAUUCGAAGACAAUUGGACAGGAACCUCACCUUUCAUAAAAUGGUGGCCUGGAUGAUUGCACUCCACACUGCUAUUCACACCAUUGCACAUCUAUUUAAUGUGGAGUGGUGUGUGAAUGCCCGUGUCAAUGAUUCUGAUCCUUAUUCAAUAGCACUCUCUAACAUUGGAGAUAAGCCCAAUGAAGAGUAUCUCAACUUUGCUCGCCAGAGAAUCAAGAACCCUGAAGGAGGUCUGUAUGUGGCUGUGACUCUGUUGGCAGGCAUCACUGGAAUUGUCAUCACACUGUGCCUCAUAUUAAUUAUAACCUCCUCUACUAAAACCAUUCGAAGAUCGUACUUUGAAGUGUUUUGGUACACACACCAUCUCUUUGUGAUCUUCUUCAUUGGUCUCGCCAUUCACGGAGCUCAACGAGUUGUACGUGGACAGACUCCAAAGAGUUUGCGGGAGCAUGAUCCAGAGAAGUGUUACCCGUAUAUCUCAGAGUGGGGGAAAAGAGCAAAUUGCUCAAUUCCGGAAUUCCGUGGGAACCCUCCUAUGACUUGGAAAUGGAUAGUGGGUCCCAUGUUCCUGUAUCUCUGUGAGAGGUUGGUCCGGUUUUGGCGAUCUCAACAGAAGGUGGUCAUCACCAAGGUGGUCACGCACCCUUUCAAAACUAUUGAGCUACAGAUGAAGAAGAAGGGAUUCAAGAUGGAGGUGGGACAAUACAUUUUUGUCAAGUGCCCCAAGGUGUCCAGGCUGGAGUGGCAUCCCUUCACACUGACAUCUGCCCCUGAGGAAGACUUCUUUAGCAUUCAUAUCCGCAUCGUUGGGGAUUGGACGGAGGGGCUGUUCAAUGCAUGUGGAUGUGAUAAGCAGGAGUUUCAAGAUGCCUGGAAACUACCUAAGAUAGCAGUUGAUGGACCUUUUGGCACAGCCAGUGAAGAUGUGUUCAGCUAUGAGGUGGUGAUGUUAGUGGGAGCAGGGAUUGGGGUCACGCCUUUCGCAUCCAUUCUCAAGUCAGUCUGGUACAAAUACUGCAACAAUGCCACCAAUCUGAGGCUUAAAAAGAUCUACUUCUACUGGCUGUGUCGUGACACGCAUGCCUUUGAGUGGUUUGCAGACCUGCUGCAGCUACUGGAGACUCAGAUGCAGGAAAGGGACAAUGCUGGUUUCCUCAGCUACAACAUCUACCUUACUGGCUGGGAUGAAUCUCAGGCCAACCACUUUGCCGUGCACCAUGAUGAGGAGAAAGAUGUGAUCACAGGCCUGAAACAAAAGACCUUGUAUGGUCGUCCCAACUGGGAUAAUGAGUUCAAGACAAUUGCAAGUCAGCACCCAAAUACAAGAAUAGGAGUUUUCCUCUGUGGACCUGAAGCUUUGGCCCAAACCCUCAGUAAACAGAGCAUCUCCAACUCGGAGUCUGGCCCUCGGGGAGUGCAUUUCAUUUUCAACAAGGAAAACUUCUAA